Molecule: messenger RNA, 440 nt
Organism: Hemibagrus wyckioides
Lineage: Eukaryota; Metazoa; Chordata; Actinopteri; Siluriformes; Bagridae
Product: C-C motif chemokine 13-like
Exons: 3
Coding region: 32-271 (79 amino acids)
Biological process (GO): inflammatory response; monocyte chemotaxis; cellular response to tumor necrosis factor
Cellular component (GO): extracellular region
Molecular function (GO): CCR chemokine receptor binding; chemokine activity
Source: RefSeq, a predicted model, not a curated record
GUUAUCAGAGCUUCACACACCUGCUGAGAACAUGAAGAUGAGUCGUGUGUUUCUGGUCCUGGGCUUCGUCCUGAUCAUGGCGCUCUACUCAGACGCUCAGCCUUUUGCCCUACCGUCUGAGGAGUGCUGUUUCAACUUCUUCACUGGCAAAAUUCCUGCCAAAAACAUCCUGAAUGUUAAAAAGACAGGAUCACACUGUCCCCAGCAAGGCUUUGUCGUUACUACUGUUAAACACACUGGUAUGUGUGUCCGUGAAAUCAGCCUCAAAUGACAAGAAGAAAGACAAAAAUUUGCAACAAAAAAAAUGCAACUGAGAUGCAACACAAAGAUGCUUCAUAAAGUUUAACCUUUAGCCAUUUAUUCACCAUUUAUUAUGAUGCUUAAUAAUGUUAUUGUUGCUUAAUGAAGUGCAGAUUCAAAUAAAGUUAUCAUUUGCACCA